Daucus carota subsp. sativus is the source of this 2025-nucleotide messenger RNA. Its product is annotated as putative F-box protein At3g17480. The transcript is spliced from 2 exons. Lineage: Eukaryota; Viridiplantae; Streptophyta; Magnoliopsida; Apiales; Apiaceae. Bases 5 to 1078 code for a protein of 357 amino acids. The record is from RefSeq and is a predicted model, not a curated record. Gene Ontology annotation, molecular function: protein binding.
CUCAAUGGCGACUAAUUAUUUCUCCGAAGAGAUGGUUUUUCUCAUACUUUCCCAUCUUCCUGUAAUAUCACUUCUCCGCUUCAAAUCAGUCUGCAAAACCUGGCUGUCCAUCAUAACAAGCCCACAGUUUGUUGAAGCCCACCUUGCCAAUUCCAGGAACAAACAAGCAUCCGUGCUCAAAGCCUCUUAUUAUUGGAGGGUUUUCUCCAUGGACACUGUUGAAGAAUCAGUUGAGCUUAAAUUGCCAUCACGUCUUGAGGGUAUGGUUUAUUACAUGCGUUCUUGUAAUGGUCUUGUUUGUCUUUCCAAUGAAAGUAGCUAUGAUAUUUGUAUUUGGAAUCCAUGUACUAGACAGUAUAAGAUGCUUUAUGCCCCCAACUAUGAAAUCAAUCAAGUCGGGGUUUGUCUAGGGUUUGGGUUUGAUUCUGUUGGAAAUGACUACAAGAUUCUUAGGAUUGUAACAAAGGUUGUCCGUAACACAUGGGGUUCUAUUAUUAACAUGGGUAACUUCUCAGAAGCACAGUUGUAUUCCGCAAAUGCUGAUACCUGGAAAAUGAUUCGUACUCCGGAUACUAUUAAAAUGUCUUUUUGGCAUAAGCUGAAGAGAUUCUGUGGUCCUGAUAUUAGUGGGAAGUUGUACAUGGAAGGGGAGGGUGAGCUAUUGCCGUUUGAUUUGCGGAAUGAUUUGUUUGGAGAAAUUGUGGUGUUACCGUUUCCUGAUUACGUGGAACAGAAAAGGAUAAAGAAGUCUAAGAUUUUGGAUUUUGAAGGUUCUGUGGCUAUGGUAUAUGAAUCUGCUGGGGAUGAAUCAGUUAUGAGUCUUUGGAUGUUAGAUGAUGAUGGCUUGUGGAUUAAAAAGUUCAAUCUUGAAAUGGAUUUGGAGUUGGAUCGGACGUAUCUUUAUUUGGGCGCUCAACACUUUCUUGGACUCAAUUUUGUUUUUGGAUACAAAUUUUACAACUACACAAAGAAAACGACUAAGAAGCUUCCUUUCCCAGCUCAUCUCACCGAUGUCAAGUCAGUUGCCAAGUUCACUCAGAGCCUUGUUUCCCUUGAGGGGUUUCAAUCACAAGAAUGAAGUCGAAAAAUGUUGAAGAUUUAGUAUCCUCUGUGAUAUCGGCAUUUAUAGUAUAUCAGACACUCUAGUACGUGUGAUGUAUGGAUCCAUCACCCUGGUUUUUUUGUGGAUCUACCAUGUUACCGUUAUCUUGCAGAAUUUUUUUGAUUAUUGUUAUUAUAUUUUUGCUUUUACCAGCUAGUCUAACUAAGAAAAGGAAAUUCAAUUUAUCCAAUAGAGGAAUAUUUGUAAGAUUUUCAUCUUGUAUUGUAUUCUACUCAUUGUUUAGGACUUGUAAAGGAGAUUUUGUUAGUGCGUGUGUAUAACAAUAAUAAUACUAUUCUCAUCUCAUUGUUAAUUUGUCAUACAUUAAUUUAAGUGUUUGGUUACUUGAACUUAUAAGUUUCUUUUAUUGUUUGGAUAAUUUGACUUAUAAGUUCGUGCAGUGUUUGGUACAUUAUAAUAUUAUUUUUAAAAGAAUUUGGAUUGAUAAUAGAUAAACUUGCUAAGAAACUCGCUUAAAAUGCAAUUACAUAAGAACCAACAGGGGCCAGAGACACAAUUCACAUGAUACUGUUUCUUGCUAGUGCAAUACAUUUAUCGUUUUCCAACUAAUGAAACUAAAACUAAAGCAAUUAGAAUAACAAGUUAAAGCUGGAUAAAAUAAACAGAAAGAGAGUGUGGGCAUAUUAAUGCAGAACAGCAGGUCAAAAAGGUGAGAAGCAUAAGAAAAAAAGCUACAACUUCAAGCUUCUCAAUUCUGGUUUCUAAAACCCAUAAAGAGUGGUAUGCUUUUUUUCCCAUACGGUGAUUGAGCUUCUCAACUGGACUUCUACUUAAAGAAGCCGCUAUUUCUGCCAAUGAAAGAGCCACAAUUAUUUAUGUUUCAUCUUUUAGUAAUAUAAUGCAAUGCCUAGGUGAAAUAUGGUUCUCUAAAGAACUUUGCUACAGUUCACAAAUGUUAUCAA